Trifolium pratense (red clover) is the source of this 540-nucleotide messenger RNA. Its product is annotated as protein HIGH ARSENIC CONTENT 1, mitochondrial. The transcript has 6 exons. The coding region runs from base 26 to 439 and encodes 137 amino acids. Gene Ontology annotation, molecular function: catalytic activity. The record is from RefSeq and is a predicted model, not a curated record. NCBI's taxonomy places the organism in Eukaryota, Viridiplantae, Streptophyta, Magnoliopsida, Fabales, Fabaceae.
UAGCAAACUAAUUACAAAGAAAAGAAUGGAUACCACAAAGGAUCAUCAAAAUGUUGUUACCUUAGAUGUCCAUGCUGCCAAAAAUUUGUUACAUUCAUCUGGUUACAAUUAUCUUGAUGUGAGGUCAGUGGAGGAAUUCAAUAAAAGUCAUGUUGAGAAUGCUAUUAAUGUCCCCUAUAUGUUCAACACAGAAGAAGGGCGUGUGAAAAAUCCGGAUUUUGUUAACCAAGUAGAAGCAGUAUUUAAGAGUGAUGAUCAUUUAAUUGUCGCUUGCAAUUCUGGAGGAAGAUCAAGUCGAGCUUGGGUUGAUCUCAAUAAUUUUGGAUUUAAACAUAUUGUUAACAUGGGAGGAGGCUACUCUGCAUGGGUGGAUGCUGGAUUUGCAGGUGAUGACAAGCCUGCAGAGGAACUUAAAACAGCUUGCAUGUUCCGUCCAUAAUUUUAUUUUGUAUUUCCCACAAAGCCUACUAUAUAUGGAAAUCAUGUAAUAAUUUAUAUAUAUAAUAUCUCUGCCUGUAUUUUUUUGUGCUUUUUACAACU